Molecule: messenger RNA, 378 nt
Organism: Blepharisma stoltei
Lineage: Eukaryota; Ciliophora; Heterotrichea; Heterotrichida; Blepharismidae
Source: the annotation of a GenBank genome assembly
AUGGAAUCUCAAAUGUGUAGGUGCUGCAAAAAAUUUUACGGAAAUCAAAACGGAAUGUGCUCUAUGUGCUUUAAAAUGGAAAGUCUUAAAACAGAAGCCAAUAAAGCCUUGCCAGAACUUAUUUCAAGCACCCAAGCAAUUCCUGAGGAAAAUAAGGCGGAGGAACCUGAGCCAUUAUGUGAAUCAGAUCGAUGCUGGACUUGCAAGAAAAGAGUAGGACCUCUUAUAUUCAAAUGCAAAUGCAAUUAUCCUUUCUGCGCAAAGCAUAGAGUCCCUGAAGCUCAUGGAUGCACUUUUGAUCAUCGAAGCCAUGGAAUCAGAAAGCUGUCAGAAGAUAACCCUCAAGUAGUUGCAGAGAAGUUUAACAAGCUUUUAUAG